Messenger RNA from Anopheles moucheti, 2042 nucleotides. RefSeq names its product histone-lysine N-methyltransferase SMYD3 (gene Smyd3). Gene Ontology annotation, molecular function: protein binding. The transcript has 6 exons. The coding region runs from base 576 to 1946 and encodes 456 amino acids. The record is from RefSeq and is a predicted model, not a curated record. Gene Ontology annotation, cellular component: nucleus. NCBI's taxonomy places the organism in Eukaryota, Metazoa, Arthropoda, Insecta, Diptera, Culicidae.
UUAUAAACAACAAAAACCAAAUUCAAAACGUAGUCUAAAGGCACUCUAAAACCCAGAAAAAAUAGCUGUACGUGAAAUACAUCAGAUGUGAAAGAAAAGCGACCGGUAUUUGCUAAUAAUAGGCACAGCUUUCGAACUGGAUUACGCUAGUCCACCGUUACAUUCAAAACGCCAACGUUGUUCCAAUGGCCAACAGGGAAGUAGAAGCUGCCCGUAGAGAAUGAAAACGUUACGCAUAUGCAUCGUCUAUAAAAAGCUGUACGGCUAAAAAUAUACACCACCAAUUCUCCCCGAUAAUCCCUGUGCGUAGUUCCAGCGCUUUCACAACAACCACCGCCCGUCCCGAUAGCUGCUGUAAACCGACGAGCGUUAUUUUUAAAAACCACCACCUAUUCUCUCGGUUAAUAAGAACAACGAAAGGUUGCGAGUUACCGGUUGCGUGCACGGAGACUUUGGUGGAAAGACAAGGCUGGCAAUUGUUGGUGUUUGCUGCUGAGCUCUAAUUAGAAGGCAUCAGUUGGUUAGUCGUGGUGUGUGAUUGUUGUCUAGUUAGACGGUCUAUCGUUACGUGUAGAAUGAAGAAAUCUAUUCAUCGACGUGGGGAUGUAAUACUGCAGGAGAAACCAUUCGCCUGUGUGCUGGAUCCUCGUUACCGCGAAUCUAGAUGCGAUCGGUGCUUCAAGGAAGCAAAAGUGAUGAAAUGUUCCAACUGUCUUUAUGUUCGCUAUUGUGGUCGUUCAUGUCAAAAGGAAGCAUGGUCCAACCAUAAAGAGGAAUGCGAAAAGUUGAAAGCUCUCCCAUCGUGCCUGGUCGUACCGGCCGCAGCACUGAUGAUGGCAAGAAUUGUGCGACGACUACUGAAGGGCGGUGACACGCAUAAAGGAUACUACACCUCCAAGCUUUACCGCAAGUUCAGCGAUCUUAUGCCACACGAGGAAAACAUACAACAAGACUCCAAACGGAUGGAUCAUUUCGGUACACUAUUCGUGGUCCUACAGCGAUUGUUGGAUGAAGCGGCAAGACCGACCAAGAUGGAACUGCUUAGAAUUUAUGGAAAGAUGUGUAUAAAUACAUUCAACAUUUUGGACAACGAAAUGAACACCAUCGGGACGGGCAUGUACAUCGGUGCCUCCAUCAUCGAUCACAGCUGCCGUCCGAAUGUGGUCGUUUCGUUUGACGGUGAAACGCUAAACAUGCGCCUGUUGGAAGAUUAUCCCGACCAGGAGCUAGAUUUCGGCAAGCUGUUCAUUUCAUACAUCGACCUCAUUGACACGACCGACGUUAGGCGGGAGCAGCUGGCCGAGCGGUACUACUUCCGAUGCGAAUGUGAACGCUGCCGGGAUGAGCAGGAGCAAAAGCGUAUGAAUGCUGCCGCAUGUCCAAAUAAAAACUGCGAAGAACCGCUCGAUAUGCAUGGUUCGGAACUGAAACAACAAUGUCCCGUUUGUGGGACAUCCGUUACACCAUUCGACCGGGAAACGUUCAACGAAAUCAGCAACUUUACAAGGGAUCAUCUUGCGCAAAUGAAAAGCGUUGCAUCUACAGAUCUCGACGUUAGCCGGUUGUGCUUGCAGAAGCAAGAAAGCGUUCUACACCGCUACAACGUACACCACAUCAAAACGCUUGAAAAUGCAAUGGAAAGUGCGCUUAAUUUGGAGAAAUGGAGCGAAGCGACCGGAUACGCAGUGAAGUUGCUGGAUGGGUUCCGACACUACUACAGCCCGUUCCAUCCGAUGCUUGGGUUAACGUAUCUAAAGAUUGGUAAAUUGCAACUGUACGAGUGUCGGUUUGCUGAGGCGCUUAAACACCUACAACAGGCGGCGAAAAUAUUGCGCAUCACGCACGGUGAACAGGACGACCUGUACAAACGUGUGCUGGUACCGUUGCUUUGUGAUGCGGCACAGGGAGAUCUUGGUCAUCUCUCGAUAGCAUCUUCUGCUGAUUGAAGUUAAAGUAAAAUAGGAUGCAAUACAAAACUGUUUUCUGUUCUUCAUUUUGGCAUUUUGUCCUAUAAAAACUAAACAGACAAUGAUAAACUAUAG